AAUCGGCUUCGUUGCCGGAAACUGGAAUUUUCCACUGUAGUUGCCGGGACAAAUGAAGCAAAAUGAAUUUUAAACUCCGCGUUAAUGAAAUUUGGGGUCAGACGUCUAAAUAAAUUAGUUUUUUUUUUGGUUUUUUUGACGCCUCAUCCUAUGUCCUAUGUUUGAUUAUUCCUCCCCAAAUCGCUUGGUCUUAAUAUUUUGUUAAACAACAACAAAAAAACAUAGCAAAUUUAUCCUAUGUGGACCACAGUUUUUAGCGUAAAAACUCCUGGCUAAUUAGCCACGCCUCAAAUUUAAAGAAAUUUCUUUUUGUAUUUUUAUUUAUUUUAUUUAAUUGGGUUUUGGUGUGUCUUUCUGCGCCGUCGCUUCUCCAUAAAUAAAAUGAUUAAAUAAAUCAGUAAUUACGAUGUGGCAACUCAACCCAUUUACCAUUCUACCCCCACCUUCCUUCCGGCUUUCUUAUAUUUUCUAAACUCAAGUAAGCUCUGAGGAGGAGGGAGGGAGAGAGGGAGGGAAGAGAGUGUACGGACAUGGUGAUGGAAGUAGUAGGAGGAGAAACAGCAGCGUACAGCCCGCGCACUGUGGAGGAGGUUUUCACCGACUUCAAGGGCCGUCGUGCUGCCUUGAUCAAAGCUCUCACCACUGAUGUUGAGGAUUUUUACCAGCAAUGCGAUCCUGACAUGGUGAAUCUUUGUUUGUAUGGAUUCCCGAAUGAAGAAUGGGAGGUUAAUCUACCUGCUGAAGAAGUUCCUCCAGAGCUCCCGGAACCUGCUUUGGGCAUCAACUUUGCCAGAGAUGGAAUGCAAGAAAGAGACUGGUUGUCUCUGGUAGCUGUGCACAGUGAUGCAUGGUUGCUUUCGGUGGCCUUAUACUUUGGUGCCAGAUUCGGUUUUGACAAUACUGAAAGGUAUGCAGAUCUCCCUUCUUGAGUGUGUCUGAUGCUUUUAUUUCUAUAUGCAUGAAAAAUAAGGUUGUUUUGAAGUUGCUCUUGUUGUCGCUGAUCUUUUGCCUAUUGUUAGUGUUGUCAAAUCUCAAGAAAUGAAGUUGUUGUAAGUUCUGAAGAGGGUUCAAAUUCAGCAUGUGGGAUUUAGAACUUAUAGAAAUGGGGAUUUAAACUUCAAUGAAAUUGUAAAACAAUAUCAACGCACCAAAUUGAAUUUUA
Malus domestica (apple) is the source of this 1162-nucleotide messenger RNA. RefSeq names its product PHD finger protein ALFIN-LIKE 5-like. NCBI's taxonomy places the organism in Eukaryota, Viridiplantae, Streptophyta, Magnoliopsida, Rosales, Rosaceae. Gene Ontology annotation, biological process: regulation of DNA-templated transcription. Gene Ontology annotation, cellular component: nucleus. Gene Ontology annotation, molecular function: histone binding; transcription coregulator activity; transcription cis-regulatory region binding. The record is from RefSeq and is a predicted model, not a curated record.